GAGAGAGAGAGGGUCACUUUCCUCAGGCCUGAUGGAUAUUUUUCAUUCCAUAAUGUCCCAGCCGGUACUCAUCUUAUUGAAGUGUCUGCGAUUGGUUAUUUCUUUUCUCCAGUUCGUGUUGAUGUUAGUGCCAGAAACCCGGGUAAGGUUCAGGCAACACUCACAGAGAUCAGGAGGAGUCUGAAUGAGUUGGUUUUGGAGCCUUUGAAAGAGGAGCAAUAUUAUGAGAUGAGGGAACCUUUCUCCAUAAUGUCUGUUGUGAAAAGCCCAAUGGGUUUGAUGAUGGGUUUCAUGGUGAUCGUGGUGUUCCUAAUGCCCAAGCUAGUAGAAAACAUGGAUCCUGAAGAGAUGAGGCGAGCACAAGAAGAGAUGAGGAACCAGGGGGGCUGUUAUGGUUGUUGCUGA
Molecule: messenger RNA, 405 nt
Organism: Camellia sinensis
Lineage: Eukaryota; Viridiplantae; Streptophyta; Magnoliopsida; Ericales; Theaceae
Source: RefSeq, a predicted model, not a curated record